This is a messenger RNA of Paraglomus brasilianum, 2427 nucleotides long. The record is from the annotation of a GenBank genome assembly. NCBI's taxonomy places the organism in Eukaryota, Fungi, Glomeromycota, Glomeromycetes, Paraglomerales, Paraglomeraceae.
AUGCUCGUUCGAACUUGCACGGGCUUUGCUUUUCUUCUUCGAACAUUGUCUAACAAGUGUUUUAUUGGACAUCGAUACCAUAGAUAUUUGCACGGGCGUAGAGCUUCGCUGCCUGCUCUUACUGUACAACUUGAUGUCAGUUCUAGAGAAAUUCACGCAUUAAGCAAGGGAAAAAGUGAUGUAAACAUUGUGCAUUUAGGGCAAUGGCUGCCUGAAAAUUCAAAGAACGCGUCAAGCAAAUGUUUGUUUGUUAGACGGUUCUCUCGUUCCACGCAUGAUGGUGGUGAAAUAAAUGUGGAUGGUUCUGGGAUAAAAGAAACCGUGUAUGAAGCAGAUGGGAAUGAAGCAAAAAAUACUAUCGAGAAAAAACCGCAUUUAAACAAAGAAACCACGAGCAGUCAAGGACUUUUAACUGAUAAACAGCUUAUUAAAACUUUUCGUAAGAUCGCGACGAAAAAUAAAAAAGAACACCAGGAGACUGUCAAAGCAUAUUCAGAAAGACAGUUAAAGGCGCUAUGGGAACUAUAUGAGAUUCUGUGUUCAAAUGACUCGACGGAAGCUCAGCUUGUUAUCCAGGAUCUUGUAGUCCUAUUGAAAUAUAUGGUACGUACCGGCGGAAACUACGGAGUCAGAUUGACACGGAUUAAAAGUCAUCUUACAAAGAGGAAUGUGAAACCGAGUGAUAAACCUUAUGCACUCAUGAUCGAACUUUACAAUAGGUAUAGCUUAUGGACUGAAACCAUAUCGAUAUAUUGUGAGAUGGUGAAUAAUAAUAUCAUGCCCAAGGAAAAAACAGUUGUCGCAAUAGUCGAGGCGUACAAACGUGUAGGGAAUUUAAAAGGUCUGUUAGACAAACACGCAGAAUACUUUGACAAGCAAGAAACUAUACCAAGCGAAAUGUUUGCACUGUUGAUAAUAGCUUCCUUAGAGUCUGAAAAGAGAGAUCAAGCAAUGGAAUUCUUUGAUCGAAUGAAAGCAGCUAAUAUUCGGCCGUCCAAAAUUAUUUGCGAGGCUAUGAUCUGGCAUCUAGCCCGAUUCCAAAUUACGUACGACUCGGCUUAUAUCUCACUCCCAAUAAUGGUGCAAUAUACUUUCCGGGUAUAUGAAUAUGCCAAGUCUCUCGAGAUUAAAAUAGGUCAUCAGGCUACGAAUCACCUUUUGGAAGCUCUUGUUGACCAAGCUUUCAUUAGUGAGUCGAUUGUUGUACUAGACGACUGUUUAAACAAAGGCCGACAAAUUCAUAACAGCUUGUUUAAACGCAUAUUUAAUAAUUGUGCGAACGCUGGUCGUGUUGGUGAUGCUUUGAGUCUUGUUGACAUUAUACAAACUCGGAACAUUCCUCUUGACGUAAAUGCGUAUACUUGUCUUAUAAAAAUGUAUGCGAAAAGACGGGAGAUGAAGCAGGCCGUCAAAUAUUACGAGGCCAUGAUUGAGGCACAGCAAGCCCCGAGUGAAAUCACUUACUUGACUUUGAUAAGCGGGUUUGUCAGACAGUCUCGAAUAGAAAAGGCGCAAGAGUAUUUUGACUUGCUGCGUAAGUCUACAAUUCCUUGUAAUAAAAUAUAUACCGCUCUUAUGCAUGGUUACUUACUUAAGGGAAUAAUAGACAAAGUCGACGCGUUAUACGAUGACAUGAAGUCAAAUGGACAGGAACCAACAAUAGUCACUUAUAACGUCCUUAUUUAUAAUUCAACAUUGAAAUUAGAAAUGGAAACUGCCAAAGCCUUCCUUGCCGAAAUGCGUUCUGUGGGAAUUCAACCAGAUGUUUCUACUUAUUGUAUAAUGGUACAAGGAUAUAUUAGAGAAGGCAACUUUAAAACUGCUUGGGAUAUUUAUUAUUCUAUGGUGGAGCGGGGAAUCGCGAGUAAUCCUGUCGUUGCAACAGCAUUAUUGUCGGUAUAUGCCAAGACUAGCGACUUGGGAGGAUUAAAGAAAGCCUGGAAUAUCUUGUUCAAACGUUCGUUUGAAGAUGAAAUACUUGAUGAAGAAGAGGAUACGAAUAGGCAGACUAAAGCCAAGCCCAAUAUCAUCACUUACACAGUCAUUGCCCAUUCUUUACUCAAAAAAAUUACUAGCCCAGUGGUUGCAUACGAGCUGUACCAGAAAUUCUGCGCAGAGUUGUUUGACUAUUCAUUCGUGAACAGGGAAAAGAACUUAGGUACAAAGGGGCUAUUUGAACAUGCACGUACUCAGAGACUUAACCCGGAUUGCGCCUUUUUUAAUGUGUUUAUUAGUAUACUAGCAAUACGGCUUCAGAACAUGUCACUUGCUACAAAGAUAUAUCAAGACAUGAUACGACGCAGAGUAUGGCCUGACGUCGCUACAUAUACUAUAAUGAUGGCAGGCAAGAGCGUGGGCACAUCAGAACAAUCUCCCAAAGAUGCAGGAAAUUCACGAAGACAUGAUAUCUUGUGGAAUCCUUCCUGA